UUGUCGUCCAUUGCCUCUACGUUAGAUCAGCUACAUACGAACUUGCUACAAAUAGUCUAUAUUACUCUGACAUAACCAACAAUGUCGGCUGAAUUCAGACCAACUUCUCAUCUGGAAUCCGCUGAUGAAAUCCUCCUUUCUCAUGACGAAGGACAAGGGAUCCUGGAAGAAAACAAGCCAAGCGAGUACAAAUCCAUUGAUGAAACUUCUGCUGGCAUUGACGCUAGAACCGACCACAGCAACCCUGUAUCUGUUGAAUAUUACAACAUUGACGACGUCAACCCAGCGUCUGGUUAUCAGGCUAUUGAAGGAAGCCAAUCAGAAGCUAAUAACCAUGAACACAUUGCUGUAACCAACCCUGCGUAUGAUUACAGUGAAGUAAUAACCGAGCCACGUACGCUUACGUCUAAGUGUAAGAAGACCAUUCUGUUUCUCGUUCCCAUAUUUGCCAGUGUGAUAGUGAACAUCACAGUUGGGUGCUUAAUGUUUCUUCCCCUGCCCCACUUCAGAGGAGAUUCCAGUGGAGUCAGAUGGACGGUCCCAGAAGUUCUAAUCACAGUUUGUGUGUUUCAUGGACUGGCAGGUAAUUGA
This is a messenger RNA of Haliotis rufescens (red abalone), 591 nucleotides long. RefSeq lists its product as uncharacterized. The transcript has 2 exons. Bases 82 to 591 code for a protein of 169 amino acids. The record is from RefSeq and is a predicted model, not a curated record. NCBI's taxonomy places the organism in Eukaryota, Metazoa, Mollusca, Gastropoda, Lepetellida, Haliotidae.